GGUCGUUUCGGCAGGAGCGGUCCAGAGCCGAAUUUAGACGACGCCCAACAUGGACGUCGAGACGUCGCAUGGGCGCAGCGCGUCGAUGCUUCCGCCGGCGCCGAUGAGCGACCCAGCCAACUGCGAAGUCCACACACUCCUGGCGAUGGACCCGAAGGAAGAGGCGCUCGCGGUACAUGUGCGAUCGCUCUUGCGCGAGACAGACGCAGACGUCGCUGGCUACCAAGCGCUGCGAGACAUUUGUCUCCAGACGCUCCAGCCCAACGCGCUUCCGUCGGCGCAGGUCGCGCACCACCACAUGCCCAUCACGUCGACAGCGCUCGCGAACGCGGCCCAAGCAUCGGAAGAAAGCUCGGUGAUUCAGGCCCAGAAGAGCCCCGUGGCCGGCAAAAGCAAGCACAACUACACACUAUGGCGGUCGUCCAAGGCGAAAGAAGAGACCGAGCCGACCGACGACACUACUUCGCUGCAACAGGCGCCCAUCUCGGACCUCAUUGUCGUCUUCAGUGGCGACAUUACGCCCGAAGACUUUGAAAAGAUUGAUAAGUCCCCGAGUGGGAUCAAGGCCGACUUUAACCGGGGCCGGCGCGGCCAGUUCGUGUACCUCUGCCUCAAGCGCGAUGCAGGAUCGCUCGCCAUUGGCUCCAAGCGGCCACCGAUCAGCGAAGUCCUUUUGCUCUACCCCGAGAAAGGCGAAACGCUGCCACCCAACUACGAGUACGUGCUGCGGAGGGGCGUGCCCGCCAACCUCCACGCGGGCGUGAGCAGCGAGAAGCUCUACCUGUGCUACAAGCGGUCGGCCACGUCGUACCUCACCGACAUUGCGCUCAUCGUGCCCAAAAAGGGAGAGAAGGUCCCGUACGGCUACAUGAAGAUUGACAAGUCGCUCACGGGCCAGUCGUUCGUCGACAGUUCGUCCAAUAUGGAGGUUGCGCUUUGCUAUCGAAAGCAGAUUGGGCUGCUCGAAACCUCCAAGCCGCUGUGGUGGCAAGCGACGAUGAUGGACGUUGUCUCGAAAGAGAAGGGGCCAAUGCUCCAGGACGUCCCGAGUGCAACUGCCAAGGACACGGAAGUGCGGACCGAGUCACCGACGACUGACGAGCCAAGUAGCAGCCCGUUCCUGCUUACGACGGGUGCCACCACCGACACGGACCUCCUCGUCGCGACCAAGUACCUCUACCCGCUCUUGUAUGCGUGCCACGUACGCCACGGGACCGUCGCCCUGCACGCCCUCAAGGCGCUCGAAACCUGCCUCACGAGUGCGUUUGUUCGCACCAACUUGUACAAGGGCGACGCGACGCUGCUCCUCACGCUCGCGCAAACCGUCAACACGAGCUGCCAACAAGCAGUGCGCGACCGGCUACCGACGGCGAUGGCCAUUUUUGCGAGCGUGAUUGACGCCGAAGAGGCGUCCCUGAGCCCUCUCGUGCUGCACGAGUGCCUCAAAGCGCUUCUCUUCAUCAACGACUUGGACGACGGCAGCGCCAAAACGACGUUGGAAGUCCUCAUCCACCGCAUCAUGGACGGGCUUCCCGACUCGAGCGACAAGUCCAUCGCUGACGCACCUCUGCCCGCAAGCAGUAGCAUCGACAUGGGCAUGGCGUCGCUUGUCAUGUCCCUCGCCGACGACGUCGUGACGUCCGUCGAAGUAGCGCGCGUGAAUGAAACCGCCUUGAACAUCUGCAAGGGCCACGCGUCGAUCUACUCGACGGGCUACUGCCAGGAGCUGCAGGCUUGUAUCGCACCCGUGCUGCCCUCCAACGCCGCGUGCUUGGCCUACCACUUGCUGGCGACCUUGUCCAAGUACGCGAUGAAGCGCAACUGCUCGGGGGCCGACGACGUCGACUGCGCGUCGAUCCGCAACACGCUGCAGCUGCUGGAUACAGCGCUCGUCGCGGGGGCCAAGGCGUUUAAAGAGCACGCGUUCUUCGGGCAGCAGGUUCGGCGGUUUGUCACGUCGGUCGUGCAUACGGCCGUCGUCGUGUGGUCGGAACAGGUCCUGAGCGCGUGUUUGCGCUUGGUGUCGACGCUGUGGAACCACUACCGGCGCCACCUCAAGAUUGAGCUCGCGCUCCUCUUUGAGAAUGUGUUUUUGCGCAUCUUGCGCACACCGUCGUCGGUGGCCGGCAGCUACCAACGGCUCGUGCUGCAAGAGCUCACACCGUGGUUUCAGCUGCCGCACAACGUGAUUGAGAUCUUUCUCAACUUCGACAUGGACCGCCAGUUUGUGCAGCAGUGGAAGGUCUUCGAGCAGUUUUGCGCCGUCUUGUGCGCCAUCACCGAAGCGGCGUGCGCGACCGCCGACGACGCCGACGAGCACGCACCACCGAUCGGGGAGCAUGCGAUGGCGACGCUCCUCGCGAUCCUCCGGAGCCUCAUGGACGCGAGCGGCCACGCGCACUUGAUCCUCUCCAACGACCGGACGCGCAUUUUGUCGAUGGCCAAGGGUGGGUGGGAGCUCGACGAGUCGAGCGAGCCGGCCGAAGAGGCGCCGACACUCACGGAAGCGCUGCCCGGCAUUCUCUCGCGCAAGAGCUCGUGCAGCGACAAGAGCCGCGACAGCAAGCUCGGGUCGGCGUACGGCUCGACCGUGCGCGAGCGCAACGAGAUGCAAAAGCAAAGCCAGCAGCUGCUCAAGCGCGGCAUGGAGAUCGCAGAGACCAAGAGCUUCAAGAAAGCACUCGAGUACCUCAUCGCCAUGGGCCUCAUCAAGGAGACGCCGCGCGACAUUACGUCGUUUCUGCGCAUCUACCACACGUUUUUUGACGAGAGCGACAUUGGCGACUACCUCGGCGAAGGCGACGAAGAGUUCAAGCUGCACGUGCGCCUGACGUAUGCGCGCGCCAUCUCGUUCACGGGCAUGACGCUCGUCGAGGCGCUCCGACACUACCUCACGAACGGCGGCUUCAAGCUCCCGGGCGAAGCGCAGAAGAUCGCGCGCAUGGUCGAAGCGUUCGCGCAGUGCUACUACGACGACACACACGGCGCGUCCUUUGGGAGCUCGGAUACGAUCAUGAUCCUCGCCUACUCGAUCAUUAUGCUCAACACGGACCUCCACAACCCCCAAGUCAAGAAGAACAAGAUGUCCAAGGACCAGUUUGUCAAGAACAACCGCGGGAUUGACAACGGGAACGACGUGCCCAAAGCGCUUCUCGAAGACAUUUACGACGACAUUCAAAGCACGCCGAUCCAGCUCAAAGGACUCGCGUACACGAUGGCCAAGCGCGAUAGCAGUCGCAACGCUGACGCCGAAGUCGACAAGUUCCACGUGACGCUCUCGAAAUCUGUGACGCAGUCGGAAGACCUCACAAAGGACCUCGCGUUCUCCAAGUACACGUUCCACUUUUUUGGUGUCGACGCGAGCAUUAGCCCCGACUUGGUCAAGAUCUUGUUCGAGCGCGUCUGGUUUCACUUUUUGGCGCUUUCGACGACGAUUCUGAGCAACCACCAAGCGGACGUGGCGAUCGUGCUCCAGUGCCUCGAUCUGCUGCGCUACUGCAUCUCGACGAGCCUCUUUCUCGAGAUGCCCACGGAGCGCCAAGCGUUCUCCAACCAACUCACGAAGAUCAAGACGUCGGCGUUCGUCAAGGAACCGAGCAGUGCGGCCGCGCCGCUCUCGCCAUCGCAUGCGAGUGGCGACGGCGAGCCCGACUGGCUCACGACGAUCGAGAAGAACGCGGCGACGGCCGACCCGUGGACGGUCAUUGGCGACAUUCACGUGUACGUCAACAAGCUCAAAGAGUCGAUCGAGAAGCGCAAGACGGUCGAGACGCUGACGUCGGUCGUGAAGCGCAUCAACCACAGCCAAGCGUAUCUGCACGACACGACGCACUUUGUGCGCGAAGGCGAUUUGACCAAGCGCUGCCGCACUGGCCGCAACCGUCUCUACCGCUUCUUCCUCUUCAACGACCAGCUCCUGUACGCCGACAAGUCGAGCAUUUCGGGCAACUGGAAUGCGCACCAGUCGCUGCGCCUGCGCCUCACGCGGCUCGCCGACAUCCCCGACAGCCUCCUCCUCCGCCACGCGUUUCAGAUUCUCAACCCGGUCAAGACCUUUACGGUCCUCGCCGAGAGCGCGGCGGCCAAGGCCGAGUGGAUGUGGGCCAUCGAAGAAGCCAUUGGCGAGGCCAACAAGAAGACGAACCGUAUCGCGCGCCGCCUCACGCACCACCACGGCAAGAAGCGCGAGCACAACAACUUGAUUGCAGAGGCGGCCAAGGCGGCGACGCCCGACGCCGAGUUGCCACUUGCCGCUGUCGACGUCAAGGGUGGUAGCACCGAGAGCGUCGAGACGGCGCACCAGCUCUGGCUCUUCCAAGUCCAAGUGUAGGCUCCACUCCAUACAUAGCUGCAUUCAUUGCGUGUCACAUA
Messenger RNA from Saprolegnia diclina VS20, 4371 nucleotides. RefSeq lists its product as hypothetical. Gene Ontology annotation, molecular function: guanyl-nucleotide exchange factor activity. Gene Ontology annotation, biological process: regulation of ARF protein signal transduction. The record is from RefSeq and is a predicted model, not a curated record. The transcript is spliced from 10 exons. NCBI's taxonomy places the organism in Eukaryota, Oomycota, Saprolegniomycetes, Saprolegniales, Saprolegniaceae. The coding region runs from base 50 to 4330 and encodes 1426 amino acids.